Messenger RNA from Naegleria lovaniensis, 483 nucleotides. RefSeq lists its product as uncharacterized. Lineage: Eukaryota; Heterolobosea; Eutetramitea; Acrasida; Naegleriidae. The transcript has a single exon. Gene Ontology annotation, molecular function: structural constituent of ribosome; RNA binding. Gene Ontology annotation, cellular component: cytosolic small ribosomal subunit. Bases 1 to 483 code for a protein of 160 amino acids. The record is from RefSeq and is a predicted model, not a curated record.
AUGUUCAUCCCAAGCGAGUCCAGAGUUGCAAUUAUGCAAUACUUGUUCAAGGAAGGUGUUGUUGUCGCCAAGAACGACUUGAGAUUGAAGACUCACCCACACAUUCAAGGUGUUAAGAACUUGCAUGUCGUUAAAUUCUUGCAAGGAUUUGCUGCUAGAGGUUUGGUCAAGCAACAAUACGCUUGGAGACACUACUACUGGUUCUUGACUGGAGUCGGAGUUAACUUUUUGAGAGAUUACUUGCACUUGCCAGCUACUGUUGUUCCAGCAACUCACAAGCAAACCGGAAAGAAGGUUACCAUCCUCAACGAAAGACCAAAGCGUCAAUUCAAGGCUGGUGAAAAGCCACAAUAUAGAACCGACAGAAAGACUGCACCAACAAAGACUGAAGGUGAACAACAACCAGCAGCUCAAACUGUCCCACAAGGAACCACAACUGAAAAGCCAAAGACUGGUGGUAGAGGUAAGGGAUUCCAACAAUAA